Phymastichus coffea is the source of this 986-nucleotide messenger RNA. RefSeq names its product protein phosphatase inhibitor 2-like. Gene Ontology annotation, biological process: regulation of signal transduction. NCBI's taxonomy places the organism in Eukaryota, Metazoa, Arthropoda, Insecta, Hymenoptera, Eulophidae. The record is from RefSeq and is a predicted model, not a curated record. The coding region runs from base 312 to 956 and encodes 214 amino acids. Gene Ontology annotation, molecular function: protein phosphatase inhibitor activity. The transcript has 5 exons.
UACAAAAAUUCCCCUGUUCUCCUUCAUAAUAGUUUCUCUCUAACACCUCUUCUCCUUUUUUUCAUUUUCAUUGCUAUCUUCUCUUCUCUUGUCUUCUUAAAAUAAAUCAAAUUCUUACAGACAUAUAAAAUACAAUUGUCAAUUUAAUGAAUUUGUGAUAAGCAACCGUUAUCAAGCGAUAAUAAAUUUGCGACAAUAGCUCAUUACAAAUGAAAACCUGACUGUUAUGUGAAUGUAACAGGUAAAUCAUACAAGUUUUCAGUAGACAACUUUGUACCUAGACUAGACACAUUGUGUUUUGUGAAUUAAAAAUGGCAGAAAAUCUUGGUAAACGACCUUCCAAAGGCAUUCUUAAAACAUCCAGUAGUUUUGAUAAUCAGGAAGCACCCAGUAGAGCAACAAAAGAAACAAAAUGGGAUGAAAUGAAUAUUAUAGCAACACUACAUCCAGCAGAUAAAGAUUAUGGCCAUAUGAAAAUUGAAGAACCAAAAACUCCUUAUAAUUUUGAAGGUGUUCAACAUGAAGAUGAUCACUUGGACUCUUCAGCAGUUGCAUCAAAGUUGGCUAAAAAUACAAAGCCAAAAAUAUUUGAAGAAUCAAGUGAAGAAGAAGAAGAUGAAGAAACACCAGAAGAGAAAGAAAAAAGAAAAGCUUUUGAAGCAAAAAGGAAGUGUCAUUAUCGAGAAUGGGAAGCUGUACAACUUGCUCGCAAAAAGCUCUUAGAAGAAGAUGAGGAUGAAGAUGAGGAUGAAGAUAUAAGUAAUGAGAGAGAACAAGAGGAAGCAGAAACAGAGAAAGAAGAUAAAUCAGAAGGACUGAUGGAAUCAAAUAAUAAACAAGAGGACAGAAAUCAUGAAACUCAAAACAAAAAAAAUUGUAAUGCGAAGUUUAAACAGACCGGAGCCAGUCACAAAAAUGGUUGUUGUGCAUGUGUAAAGAAGAAAUUCAAGAAAUAACGAAAAAAUUGUAUAAGAAUUAAUGAUGUG